AUGAAUGGUCGUAAAAAAGGAAAGAAGGGAUCCCUUGCACUUAAAUUAGAUAUAAGUAAGGCUUAUGAUCGGGUUAAAUGGAAUUUCCUUCAAGGUAUUAUGAUUAAGAUGGGGUUUCCUGAGUUUUGGGUGGAUAGAGUGAUGUGUUGUGUUACUACAUCUACUUUUUCUAUUCUGAUUAAUGGGAAACCAUAUGGCCAUAUUACUCCAUCUAGAGGACUCCAUCAAGGAGAUCCUCUCUCACCUUAUUUUUUCCUAUUAUGUACAAAGGGCGUCACUUCACUUUUACAAAGAGCUGAAAAUGAAAGGAGAAUACAUGGAGUGUCUAUAUGUAGGCAAGCUCCAAGAAUUACUAACUUAUUGUUUGCAAAUGAUUCAGUGAUUUUUUAUCAAGCCAACCAACGUGAGGUUCAGGAGAUUGUUGAGAUUUUGCAGGUGUAUGCUGGAGCCUCCAGACAAUGUAUUAACAUGAAGAAAUCUUCUGUGUUCUUUAGUGGCAAUACUCCAAUGGAGCAAAAACACUAG
Molecule: messenger RNA, 525 nt
Organism: Quercus lobata
Lineage: Eukaryota; Viridiplantae; Streptophyta; Magnoliopsida; Fagales; Fagaceae
Exons: 1
Coding region: 1-525 (174 amino acids)
Source: RefSeq, a predicted model, not a curated record